AUGAGACCGAGUUCCUCAAAUCCUCCUCCAUCCUCUCUAUCACCGCCGCCGUUUUGGCACCGGAAUUCUCCAUUGCCGUACCUGUUCUUCGGAUUUGGAUUCAUGUUGGUGCUGAUCGCCGCCGCUUUGGUCAUGCUCGCUUGUUCCUUCCGGAACAGACACUCACGCCGUACAGCCGCCGCACUCGAGCCAGAAAAGCCGGUGUGGUUUAUGGAAUCACCGACAGUUGCUGAUUCCUCGCCGAAGAUUGUGGUGAUUAUGGCAGGGGAGGAGAAUCCGAGUCAUCUGGCAAUUCCGGUAUCUUCGAGCUCAGACUGUGUUUGCAAAGUCUAA
Messenger RNA from Andrographis paniculata, 333 nucleotides. RefSeq names its product protein GLUTAMINE DUMPER 2-like. The transcript has a single exon. Lineage: Eukaryota; Viridiplantae; Streptophyta; Magnoliopsida; Lamiales; Acanthaceae. The record is from RefSeq and is a predicted model, not a curated record. The coding region runs from base 1 to 333 and encodes 110 amino acids. Gene Ontology annotation, biological process: regulation of amino acid export.